UAGCGCUCGGGCAUGUCUGACAUCACCACCGCCUUUCACCCGCCAUCACCACACUCUUGUUGUCGACAUAUCAUAUCUACGUCCACAACGCGCGCCUAUAUCCUGUCGUGUCUUGUCACUAAUUCAAACACUUUUUUUUUUAACCCCCAUGGUAUGCCACGGCACCCACCACGUCAUGUCAUGACAUGCCCAUUGGCAAAGCUCCAUUAGACUUCCCGCUGUCAUAUACAUGACGCGCCAUCUGAUCUAUCCGGCGAUUACUAUAUUGGCCCAUCAUAGUAAGAGCGACACGCGUCCUCUCGAUGCAAGCCAUCCUGCGGGGGAUCUACACUCCAUCGCGCCGUGUCCCAUGCAGCACAUUAGUCUAUCAGCAAUGAUAUGUGAUCAAAUAAUGCCUCAGGCGCUUUCGGACUACGCGAACACCCAAGAAAGUUCUCUAACGCUUAUCAGAGUGCGUUAUUGCGACGCGGGAGAACCAUCAUCGGUGCAGUGGGCGGGUCGUGCGCGUUGCGCAUCUCUCACACUUCCUGUCGCGACACAUGCUAACAGCCAAUACACGAUGACCAGACCGUUUGACACCUGUCAGUCGCAUUGCGAUUCAUCCAGAACAAGCCGGAGAUGUACUCGACCGUUCAAGCAAGUCCUUGCUAGGUACCACCAAGGACCCUUCCAGCAUUGACAGAACGAUAAAUCUCUCAGCAGAGAUUAUAGGUAAAGUAAUCACAGUGUGGGCGACUAUCCAAGCAUGCAACUCUUGGGACGAAUGCCUCGGCGGUGACCAGAUGCUAUGUA
Molecule: messenger RNA, 792 nt
Organism: Alternaria alternata
Lineage: Eukaryota; Fungi; Ascomycota; Dothideomycetes; Pleosporales; Pleosporaceae
Exons: 1
Coding region: 230-679 (149 amino acids)
Source: RefSeq, a predicted model, not a curated record